Amphimedon queenslandica is the source of this 829-nucleotide messenger RNA. RefSeq lists its product as uncharacterized. The record is from RefSeq and is a predicted model, not a curated record. Lineage: Eukaryota; Metazoa; Porifera; Demospongiae; Haplosclerida; Niphatidae. The transcript has 4 exons. The coding region runs from base 1 to 699 and encodes 232 amino acids. Gene Ontology annotation, cellular component: membrane.
AUGACUGAUGCACCUAUUUGUAAUAAUGUUAAAUGUUGCAUUAUUGUAACAGAUAAAGAUUUGCAGGAAAUUAAUCCUUAUAAUGGUCAAGUACAUCUUACUGAUAAGAGCCACACCACUGCUACACCAGCUGAUGGUACAGUUGAAGUUUAUCUUCAUAAUGGCUGGUAUCAAGUGUGUAAUAAUACAGCCUUCACUAAUACAGUAGCUGAUUCAAUAUGUAGACAGUAUGGAUACACAGGACAUGAUACUCGGAAUGAAAUAAAUAUUUAUUCUUCAAAUACUGUUACAUUCACAGAAUACAAUUGUACUAAUAAAACUGGUUCUUUUGAAUGUUUUACCCACUGUAUGCCAAGGAAGUAUAAGAUUAAUGAUAAAUGUCACCAUCAUGUGACAUUAACAUGUAAGUUUGAUAUGACUAAGGAGUAUAUAACAAGUGGAUCUCGAAGUCAAUGUGCUUUGGAUGAACGUAGUCAUUGUGCUUUGGAUGAACGCAGUCAUUUACUUCAAGCUUACAAAAUUAUUACAGGACUUCUCGCUGGUUUUCUACUUUUUAUCCUAGCAUUAUUUAUCAUCACGUUUCUAUUUUGUGAUAUAAAGACUAAAAAGAUGAAAUGCUGUUGCUACUGGAGGAAACAAGACGCUCUUAAUUAUGUUCAUAUCAAAUACAGAGUAAAUGACCUGCCUAGAAAUAAUUAAAUCCAAUAAAUGCCAGCCAAGUACAUGAGCAUUAAUAGCAAAACAUUAUCUGUUAUAACACAUUACUUCAGAGUUAAUAACACACUUCAGUGGGAAUUUAUAAUUAUAUAGAUCUAUACUAUUUUAUACU